AUCGCCCCACCUGGUUUUGUCACAUAAGUCAGCGAGCGGUCAGUCACUUCCCUUCACACACUUAACCGCAAGCCACGAUGAAGGUCGCCUCGCCCCUCCUCCUGCUGUCCUCCCUCCUUGUCAGUGUGCUCGCCAGUCCCGGCCCCAUAAACAACGGUCCCAGGCCAUCGCGGCCCCUCCCGCCCGUCCAGUCCAACCAGCUGCGCCGGCUCCUGCUGCGCUCAAAUCUCCUCAAGCACGCCGAUGCGCUAGAAGAGCAGGCGAAACUCUCCGACGGCAACCGGGCGUUCGGCACGAAGGCGCACAAUGCGACUGUGGACUACAUCAAGCGGAAGCUGGAUGCCACGGGGUACUACGAUACGGAGCUGCAGACGUUCGAGUAUCUGUUCUCGGAGGGAACGGCGAAUUUCACAGCAGUGAUCGCUGGCGCCCAGAAGAACUAUGAUACAGAGUGGUUUACGUAUGGCCCUGCCGGCACGGUGGAGGCAAAGGUCGUCAUCGUCAAUGAGCUCGGUUGUGUCGCGACCAACUUCCCCGCGGAAGUCAAGGGCUCAAUCGCCCUGAUCAAGCGUGGUAGCUGCGAGUUCGGACUCAAGAUCGCGCUCGCUGGCGCAGCCGGUGCCGCCGGUGCCGUCAUCUACAACAACGUUGAUGCGCCUGUCGGCGGUGGAACGCUUGGCCAGCCCUCGCGGCCAGAGGGCCCGUACGUCCCCGCUGCCUCUCUCAGCGGGAUCGAUGGGAAUGCACUCGUGGCUUCCGUUGCUGCUGGUGAGGUCAAGGGAAAGGUCUUCGUUGAUGCGAUCAACGAGAUGCGCUACACCAGCAAUGUUCUUGCCACCACGAAGGGCGGCGACAAGAACCACAUCGUCAUGGCGGGUGGGCACACGGACUCCGUGCCUGCUGGACCUGGUAUCAACGACGACGGCUCGGGCGCCAUGGGUCUUCUCGAGAUCGCCCUGCGCCUGCCAAAGUGGAGCGUCAGGAACGCCAUCCGCUUCGGCUUCUGGACGGCCGAGGAGUACGGCCUGGUCGGCAGCGAGCACUGGGUGACCUCUCUCACCGCGGAGCAGACCUCGUCCAUCGCACUGUACCUAAACGCCGACAUGAUCGCCUCCCCGAACUUCGGCUACUUCCUCUACGACGGCGACGGCAGCGCCUUCAACGUCACCGGCCCUGCGGGAUCAGACCACAUCGAGCACCUCUUCGAAUCCUACUUCACCAGUGUCGGGAUCCGUUCGGCGCCAACCGCAUUCGACGGGCGCUCGGACUACGGCCCCUUCCUUGACGCGGGGAUCCCCAGCGGCGGGAUAUUCACCGGCGCGGAGGGGAUCAAGACAGCGCAGGAGGCGGAGUGGUGGGGCGGGCGCGCCGGCCAGGCGUACGAUCCUAACUACCACCUCGCGGGAGAUGGAAGAGUGAAUCUCGACGUCGGCGCUUGGGUCCAGAAUACUAAGGCGUUUGCUCAUGCGCUGGCGACUUAUGCGAAUAGUCUGGAGGGGAUCCCGAGGAUGAACAAGAGAGGCGUGCUGGAAAAGAAACAGAUCAGUCAUGAUAAGCGCAGGCAUGCAGCUUGUAAUCAUGAGUUUAGCGAGAUCUAGAGGGAUUUAUGGUGGCGAUGGGAUGGAGGGGGUGUAGCAGUAAUGUCUUUUCUUUGCUUUGCUUUUCUUUUCGAUAUGACGAUGUAUUCUACGUCUAGUAUGUGUGUAUGUACGAACGAAUGGGAUGAUGGGAUGGAUGCGUGCAA
Messenger RNA from Tricharina praecox, 1744 nucleotides. RefSeq lists its product as uncharacterized. NCBI's taxonomy places the organism in Eukaryota, Fungi, Ascomycota, Pezizomycetes, Pezizales, Pyronemataceae. The transcript is spliced from 4 exons. The record is from RefSeq and is a predicted model, not a curated record. Gene Ontology annotation, molecular function: aminopeptidase activity; metalloexopeptidase activity. The coding region runs from base 78 to 1598 and encodes 506 amino acids. Gene Ontology annotation, biological process: proteolysis.